This is a messenger RNA of Seriola aureovittata, 7779 nucleotides long. Its product is annotated as nuclear body protein SP140-like protein. The record is from RefSeq and is a predicted model, not a curated record. The transcript is spliced from 11 exons. Gene Ontology annotation, molecular function: protein binding; DNA binding; DNA-binding transcription factor activity, RNA polymerase II-specific. NCBI's taxonomy places the organism in Eukaryota, Metazoa, Chordata, Actinopteri, Carangiformes, Carangidae. Gene Ontology annotation, biological process: regulation of transcription by RNA polymerase II. The coding region runs from base 209 to 1297 and encodes 362 amino acids. Gene Ontology annotation, cellular component: nucleus.
GUUUAUUUGAUAGGGACAAUACGCAUUAAUAAACAUCAGUACAAAAUGCGAGAUGUAAACAAGCCGGGUUGAAGCAAAAAUGCUAAUUUACAUCGUUAUUGUCUCCAGGCAGGUGACAUGAAACAAAAACAUUACAAGUCACAAUACACUACUACAAAUAUAAAACACAAAUAAUGACAAAUAUAUUUUGCUGUGUUCUGACUCAGUAAUGAAUCCUCCUGUUUUUACUUGUCCCGGGGCUUUCUCUCCUUUUUCUUCCUCCCAUACGAAGAGAUCCCUGUUCCCGUCCGAUGACGUCCUCACAGUGUCCGAGGGAGAAGAAGAAGAAGACGAUGAAAAUGAGGAUGAUGAAGUUGACCUGGAAAACCAGGAGGACCAGGCUUCUUCUAGCGGUGAAGGAAAUUGCACAGAUGAAGACGGAGAGACUGAGGAGCAGAGUGAGCGGCGGCCAGAGGGCAGCAAGACGGUGUUCAAAGUCACAUGUGGAGGUGUAGCUGGGACCUUACACCAAAAGCGAUUUGGAUCAGGGACUUGUGGGAAGAGUAUUCGUACGGAGACGAGGUGGUUGAGCCCCGUGGAGUUUGUGAAGGAGGCGUCAAGUCUGCCGGACGCCAGCUGGAAGAAAGACAUCGAGGUUGACGGAAGACCGCUCAGUGUCCUCAUAGAGGCAAAAAUCUUGAAGAUCGACCCGCCGCGGUGUUCUUGCAGACUGUGCAGUCCAGAUCAUAUAGACCUGGAGAAUCAGAAAAACGAUGAUGAGUGUUACGUCUGUAAAAGUGAAGAAGCAGCAGAGCUGGUGGUGUGUGAUCACUGCCCUCGCGCCUUUCAUCAGAGAUGUCACCUGCCUCAGGUAGACGACGCCACUUUGAGGGACAGCAGUCUAUGGAUGUGUACGUUCUGUGUUUUCCAAACCAACCACAAGUGCCGUUACAGUGAUAAGAUGGAGAUGAAAUCAGCCAUUCUCCGCAACAUAUCACAACACAUGCUGGAAUGUCAGUAUCUUCUCCUGUUUCUGUACAGUGCUGAUGAGGAACAAAAUUUUGCUUUAGACCCAAACCUCUAUUUGGAAAAUUAUUCCACUGUUAUCCAGACUCCGAUGUGGCUGGGCAAAGUAGUGGACAAACUCCAGACGAAAGAAUACCAGACGGUUGCAGAGUUUGUGUCCGAUAUCCAGCUCAUUUUCAGCAACUGUGCCUCAUACAACCACGCUAACAGUGAAUUCCUUGCUCUAGGCGACCGACUGAAGGAGUUAUUUAAUGGAGAAUUUAAAAAGGCGUUCAACAUCUGUGAACAGUAGCUAAUGGGAGAAGGUUCGAAGUAUGUAAAAUUACAAUAAUGGUAGAUUUUAGUGACCUGUCCCUUGUAUUUAGUUCAAAUAACCAGGGGAUUUUUUUACUUGUAUUGAAUCUUAUCCGUCUGAACUUGAAAGCUUUUUGCAAUGCAAGAUUGAAUUUGUAAAUGAAAGUGCUUAUAGGUCACACUCUAUGAAAGUGCAACAUUUGGUUUCUUUACAGUAUACACCCAGUAUUCAGUAACGUCACUACUGGUGAACAGUGGACAUGUCAUUUUCACUUUAUCCUCAUACGGAAACACAAUUCAAUAUAAUACUAUAUGAAUAUAAAACUAUGGGUUAACGUGUUUCCUUUAGUGACGUUUUUAAAAGAAAGAACCAAAGGUUUAAUAUUUCAGUGGUUUGCCUUCAGCACAAUAAUGUGUGAGUUGCUCCCAACGUUGUUUUUAUUGCCAUGUUUUUCUGAUAUGAAUGUACGUAAUAAAAAUUCAGAAUGCAUUUCCGGAGUCACGUGGGUGCAGCAUCCAAGAUGGCCGCAAGUUAGGGGAGCUCUCGUCCCGCACAUGCUAUUUUUGUGCUAUAUGCUAUAUUUGUUUUGUAAUAGUAGAAGCGGUGUAUUUGUGGUCGAGUCGAGGCUUAGAAGACAUGGCGACAUCGAAAUACUUCAAAACAUCUUCUCGCUCGUCUACUCGGAAAAGCCCGGCGCAUGAGGAUGACCGCGCUGCUGACGCUCCCCAGACGUCCGUAAAUGUGCCCGACAGUCUUGAGAAGUUUCUGGCAGAAAUUUCGAAGAUAAAUACUACUCUGCAGAGCGUCACAACUGACGUAUCGUCUAUUAAACGAACAACGGCGGAGCUGAGUACUACGGUGGCGGCCAUGCAGGGCAGGCUGGGAGAGGCCGAGACGCGCAUCGCGCAGUUGGAGGAGACUUAGGAACGACUGGUGAAGGAUGAGGGGAGCAGAGAUAAAGAGAAGGAGAUCCUGUGGAACCGAGUGCAAGCCCUCGAAAACCAAAGCAGGCGAAAUAAUGUGAGGCUGGUAAGACUGAAGGAGACCUUCGGCACCAAUGGGACGCUGCUUGACUGUGUUCGAAAGAUGCUGGCGGAAAGGCUCGGCGUGGACGUUGGCGGAGAGUGUGAGAUCGAGAGGGUGCACAGGCUACCGACACCGAUGCCGGACGUGGAUCAGCCUCCGAGACCGGUGCUGAUCCGCUUACUGAGGCAGUCGGCGAGAGACAAGGUGCUCGGUGCUGCCAAGGAAAAACGAGGUCUUGUCUGGGAAGAAUGUCGCCUGUCUGUGUUCCCGGACAUGUCCAGAGAGCGCAGAAGAGGAAGGCGUUCACACCGGUGAAGCGCAAAUUACACGAACUUGACAUCAGAUACACGCUGGCUUUCCCCGCGACGCUACACUUCAAAUGGAAAGGCAGAAACGUGAGCUGCAACAAUGUCGAAGCCGCGGAGAAAAUACUUAAUGAACAGAGAGGUGGAGGACCAGCGGACUGAGAUGAACGGAGUGAGGUGAGCUGAUGUUCACACUCUGAGAGAGACUGUGCGUGAUGGACUGUUGGGCCUCUGUGCGGGACGACGAGAGGCUUAUCCUGACGCGAAACGGUUGCCAUGGGAGCGGCGUUAAUCCCACGGACCUUACGCUUGUUUUUCUUUUCGUUUUGUUUUCUUUUGUUUUUCGACAGUGAGGAGUGUUCGGCACUCGCACUCCUGUUGCAUUAUUGCGUCCGGACACUUUUUGCACCAACUUUAUGGGUGGGUUCGGGUUGUUUUGUUUUACUGUGUGUUCGUUUUUCAUGUUCAAAAUAAGGCAGGUACAUGGCAGCAACUGGUCAUCACAGGGGACCAAAAUUGAUAGCAUUUCUUGUUGUGAAUGGUUGCGGACAGGCACUUAGAAUACAUUGUAGUUACUCCAUAUUCUUUCUCUCUCCUUCUUACUUCUUAUUGUUGUUGUUUGCUUGUUUGUUUGAAUUUUCUGAUCUAGAUUAACAUGUCUAGUAGAUCAGUAAGGUUUCUUUCCUGGAAUAUAAAUGGAUGUGGUAGUCCUGUUAAGAGGAGGAAGAUUUUGACAUUUUUGAAAAAUAAUCAGGCAGAUGUAAUUUUUGUAUAGGAAACUCACAUGCAGGGUCUGGAGGCAGAGAAGUUUAAAGCAGGUUGGGUGGGACAUGUGUUCCAUAGCCCGAUUUCAAGUAAACGUAAUGGUGUUCUAAUUUUGGUUCACAAGAACAUAAGUUUUAUUUUGCUAAAGCAAUCCAAAGAUGCAGAGGGGAGGAUUAUCUGUGUUGAAGCAGUCGUGGAGGGAGUGCCUCUUGUAUUGUGUAACAUUUAUUCGCCUACUAAGGGGGACCCUGGAUCUUUCCACGAGUUAAACAAAUUGCUGGGAGACACUGAGGGGGAGAUUAUCCUAGCUGGGGAUUUAAUGACGUUAUGGAUCCAGUGUUGGAUAGGAGUUCGUUCAAACCUCCUCUCCUAACGAAGGAGAGAGAGGCCUUGCAUAUGCUGAAUAGGGAUGUAGGCCUAGUGGAUAUAUGGAGACUGGCGAACCCAAAUGCGAAGGAUUUUACCUUUUUCUCCCAUUGCCAUAAAACGUUCUCCAGGAUAGACUUUUUUCUAAUUAGUGCUUCACUGACGAACAAGGUAGCGAACUGUGAUUAUAAAGGCGAUCUCCCUGACCGAUCAUGCACCUGUCGAGCUAGUUCUUAAAGCCACUGUGAGGGCUGAGAGGAGAGGUAGAUGGAGACUUAAUGUUGGGUUAUUGUCAGAUUCAACUUUUAGGAAGGUGAUAGCGGAGGAUUUGGCAACCUUUUUUAAAAUCAACAUCGGCAGUACUAAGGACAUAACUACUGUUUGGGAAGCCUCUAAGGCGUAUAUAAGGGGGAAAUUCAUAGCACAUGCCUCUAAGAAGAAGAGGGAGAAUCUUGCUAAGAUCACAGAGUUGGAGAGGGAAAUAAAGGAUAAGGAGCUAGACCUGUCAAAACAUUUUUCUGAGGGGGAAUUUCAGGAACUCUGCAAGCUUAAAUACUCUUUACAUGAGAUGUAUAAUAAAAAAGCAGAGUACGCACUUUAUAGAUUAAAAACAAGCUUUUAUGAAGGGGGAGAAAAGAUGGGGAGAUUGUUGGCGAGACAAUUGAAGGAAAAAAAACAGGGAAUACUAUACCAGUUAUAAAACAGGGGGAUGUGCAAAUCUUCGCUGCUAAUGAUAUUAAUAGGAUAUUCCGACAAUAUUAUGAAAGGUUGUAUACGUCUUCCAUGGCCCUCGACGCCUCACUGGAGGAUAUAGAGCAGUUUUUCCUGAAUAUAAAAGUACCAAAACUCCAACCUCAGGAGGCAGCUGGAUUGGACUCGCCCAUAACAGCAGCUGAAAUACGGACAGCGAUUUCCUCAAUGAAAAACGGGAAGUCACCAGGGUAUGACGGACUCCCGGUGGAAUAUUAUAAGGCUUUUGGAGUUAUAGUUGUACCGGUGUUGGAGAGGUUAUAUCAGGAGAUGUUUGAUAAGGGUCGUGUUGCUCCAACCUUUAAUAAAGCUGUAAUCUCAUUGAUUCCCAAACCAGGCAAAGAUGCAGCGGAUCCCUCCAACUAUAGACCUAUAAGUCUGCUCAAUCUUGAUUGCAAGGUUCUUACAAAGGUUUUGGCAACACGUUUACAGGUGGUUCUGCCCAGUAUCAUUCACCCAAAUCAGGUUGGUUUCAAGAAAAAUAGAACUUCGACUGACAAUAUUAGACUCUUGUUACAUUUGAUGUGGCUUAGUCAAUCCCAAGGUGUUCCUAUCACUGCCAUUUCUUUGGAUGCAGAAAAGGCCUUUGAUAGGGUGGAGUGGCCGUUUCUGCUCUCCGUCCUAUCACAUUUUGGUUUCAACUCUAAUUUCGUUAAAUGGAUAAAAAUAGUGUACAAUGAACCUAAGGCAGCGGUGAUGACAAAUGGGAUCAUCUCCCCUUUCUUUAAUCUGACCCGGGGAACUCGACAGGGAUGUUCAUUGAGCCCGUUAUUGUUUAUCAUUUUUUUUAGAGGUUCUGACGGUGUCAGUUAGAGCUCACCCUGGAAUUAAAGGAGUAAGGGGAGGUGAAACGGAGCAUAAAUUGUUGUUAUAUGCUGAUGAUAUCCUAGCGGUGGUUUCUGACCCUUUGUCGUCUUUGCCACAUCUUAUGGACACAAUACGAUCAUUUUCACAAUUUUCCGGUUAUUCCAUUAACUGGGGCAAAUCGGAGGCGAUGCCUCUCUCCAGGCCGUGUACUCCGUUCAUGGUGGAGAAAUUUAAUUUUAAGUGGGUGCGCAAGGGGAAGAAGUAUCUCGGCAUCAAACUUUCUGACGAUAUAAGUGAAAUGGUGGCAUUAAAGGGGACAUAUUAUGCUCCUUUUCAACAAGUUUGAAUAAGUCUCAGAGGUCCCCAAAGUAUGUCUUUGAAGCUUCUUGCUAAAAAAAUCGACUCCGAUCCUAUUUUUCAGCAUGCCUGUAAACCCUUCUUUUUCAGCCUUGUUCAGAACAGGCUGUUUCUGUGUCUGUAGCUUUAAAUGCAAAUGAGCUGUGCCUGACCACGCCCCUCUUCGGAAGGGGAUGCCGUUCGGGCUUCUGGCACCAUGCUCUAAUGUUUACGGUGACCGUGACAGGCGACCUGGCGUCGGUAGCGAUUUGGUUCAACCGCACGACUUUUAUCCAGAAUCUGACCCAGAGGGAAAGGCUGCUGAAGAAGUUCCAACUCUACAACUGCAGCAGGAAGUUUCUGAAUGGUUGGUAACCAAUUUUGUGUAUUUUGACAUUACAUUUUAAGUUUGUUGAUGAGUGCUGGCACACAGUUACUAACAUGUAGCUAGGUAGCUAAUGCUAACUGUUACUGUCUCGUCAUUACUGGGAGCUCUUUUGGUAAAUAAGCACUAUUGUGAAUUGAGUAAUGUAGUUAUCUGUCAUGCCUCUUAGAUAUACUUUUACAGUCUGAAAAUGUUUGUUGUAAGUGGACUGCUACAGGUGUUCAAUGUCAGUACUAGUCAGAUAUUUUAAUAGGUGCUGACAAAGUAAAUCAUUUUUUCUCCAUGUUUUGAGCAGAGAUGCUCAUCGUGACAUCUUCCUUUAUGUAGUAAAUUUAUUUUGUGUAUUACAAUGAAAGCUGUAAAUCAGCAUAAACAUGUCUGACAGCAACAGUAAUCUUUAGUCAAAGACUAAACUGCAGUUUUCUACACUACACUGUUGUCAAGCUCCACAUUAUAUGCAAUAAGUGACAUGUUAUAAAUUACCUAUGUUAUAUGCGCUUGAUAUGUAGCCAAGCUUACUUCUUACCCACCUUAGCUCCACUGUCUGUCAGUGUUUGAAUUUCACAAGCUUUAUAUUUUGGUGAAUGUUACCAUUUUUCUCUAUAUGUUGGACAGGUGCUCCUGUGGAAACUGUGCAACCAUGCCCACAGAAGCUGAGAACAUCUGCUGCUAGGAGAUACCACAGGUUACCAGAUGGCUAUGGGAGAUCGUGGAAGAUUUACCAUGUAUGGUAGACCGUCCUGGGUUGGAGCCGCUCUGCCUCAAUGUGUUCUGCCUGCAACAUGUACCGCACUGACUAUGGUCCUUUACGGUUGAGAGGAAUACACCAGUACGUUUUGCUUCUUUGUAAAAACAUAUAGUUUCAAUCUAAAUAAAAGAUGUUAGGCAGUCUUGUUUUACUUCAGUGCACAUCAUUUUACAAUGGUAAUAACGCCACAAAUAGAGUAACACACCCUCAAAUAAAUUAGUUUAGCUGCUCUUUGAUUUGUAAAGUUCUUCUAUCAGCAGAUAGUGUGCAUAUAAUAUAUGAAUUCAGAGGAGUCAUUUCUUUAGUAACAAUCAAGCAUUUAUUUACAUCAAAUGAGGGACUUAUAAUCAGUGAUAAUAAAAAAACAGUAGGAUUCACUGGAUCCAUAAAAAAAAAUUGUGAGACACAACAUAGAUAUAUGUUUGCAAGACUAAAUGCCCUGUCCAGUUGUUUUAGUCGGUACAGGUAUCUAGCCUAUAGGAGCUUUGUGAGCUGGUGCUUCCUUUGUCGCAGAAUCUUGGUCGUCAUUCCAGCCUGCCUGGUCCUACGCAUCCAUGCCGAGUUUCCUGACGCCACAUGCCAGUAUGUGGGUUUUACACUGCCCCAUGAUAGAACCGGGACACAUAGCUGGAUUUGACCUCCUCCUUCUCAGGCCGCUCGAACUGUGCAGUGAGGUCCUCUGGGAUGGGGAUGGCCAAAGCAGCUUCUGCGUAUGCUCCCAGGUCAACAAAGACUUUUUCAAAUAUGAGGUCCACCACAUUCCCUGUUUGAUAAAACACAAAAGAUUUUGUUUACAUUUUUCACUUUUUUUGUUGUUUUUUACAAAACAAUGACUGAAAGUCUGUUUCUAACUACCUCCUGACAUUUUCUUUACUGUAUUUUGUUGUUGAUGGAACUGUCAUAACAUUAUACGUGCAAUACUUAAUACAAUGUGUACAAAACAUUUUUUGGUUGAAAAAUAAAAUAAUAUAACACAGCUUUGGAAAUUGGA